GGGAUCUGUCACACACGUCUUUACACGCCUAUGAAAGAACAACGAAAAUUAAGAUCUACGGAAUAUCGGGUUUACUACUUGGGGUGUACAAUAGUGUGGAUAAAAGUUCCCGUCUAGCGCUAGUUUCAGAUAUGGCGCAACUCAAUGCAUAAAAGGAGUGAGAAGGACAAGCGGUAUGAUAGACAGUUAAGGCUAUGGGGUGAUCAUGGGCAGUUUGCACUUGAGUAUGCCAAAGUGUGUCUUUUGAGAGCUGAAGGUUUGGGGGCAGAAAUAUUGAAAAAUUUAGUACUUCCAGGGGUCGGGAGCUUCACAGUUAUAGAUGAUUCCUAUGUAACUGAUAAAGAUUUAGGAAGCAAUUUCUUCGUUACAGAAGAUCAUAUUGGAAAGGUAGCUACACCACAUUUCAUUGCAAAAUACUUCUCAGGCGAGAGCACAGGUGGUAACAGAGUCUUUAAUGGAGCUAAACGACGAAGUUAAUGGAAAUUACUUGAUUGAGGAUGUCCGCGAUUUGUUAGAAAAGGACCCUCAAAUUUUCUUUUCUUUUGAUAUUGUUAUCGUAACAGAUGCCAGAGAAAAAUUACUAAUUCGUCUCAGUCAGCUUUUGAGUGGUACUUCUAUCACUUUGGUGGUAUGCGUCAGCAUUGGUGUCAUUGGAUAUUUAAGAAUCUGCUCUCCUGAACAUGUGAUAGUCGAAUCUCAUCCAGAUUCCUAUUGCCCUGAUCUAAGACUUGAUCGACCGUUUCCUGAUUUCGUUAAAAUGGUAAACGAACAACCGUUAGAGGAAAUGUCAUCUGAACAGCUUUGCCAUACACCGUGGCUCAUAAUUGUUUAUGUUUUUCUGCAGAAGUUUAUUUCUUUACACGGCCAUUUCCCAAGAAACCAUAAAGAAAAGGCAGAGAUUAAAGAUAUGAUUUCUAAAGGUGCAGUUGAACUUUGGAGUCAAUUACGUAAACGUGAGAAUAACCUGGAUUCAUCUUUUGUCUUGGAAAAUUUUCAAGAAGCAUGCCAAGCAGUCAAUACAGCAGUUCUACCGACCACAAUUCCUGAAAAUGUGAAGAAGUUACUCGAGGAUGACCGCUGUAAUGAUCCCUGUCUUACAAAUAUUGGUAUUUCGGGAUCCAGUAACACAAAUCUAAAGUUUCCUACCAGGAACCACCAACAAUUAAACAGAAAGGAUUCUGUUUACACAACUAUUUCAUCUGUGAAAUUCUGGCGUCUAGUUCGUGCUCUACGAGAUUUUAUUAAACAUGAAGGUGAAGGACAACUACCUGUGCGUGGUAGUCUACCAGAUAUGAUAUCUGAUUCGAAGCGUUAUUUACAACUUUUAUCUAUUUAUCGUGAACGUUCUGAGUGGGCAGUGGAACGUCUUACCUCAAGAUUAUUGCAAUUUCCUGAUAUUUCUGUAGACGACGUGCGUCUUUUUGUUAAAAAUGCAAGUUUUCUGAAUGUUGUACGUUGUCGGUCACUAGAAGAGGAAAUGAAACUUUCGCCAGCGCGUUCAGACGAUCUUACCUUACUCCCAACACACGAAGGCAAUGAUUCCAUGUUGUGGUAUUUAGUUCUUCGAGGUGCUAGUAGUUUUCUGAUGGAAACUGGACGGUGGCCUGGUAGUUCACAGCCUUAUACUACAACAUCUAAAUUCAGUUCUAACGACCAAAAUCCGAACUCAACUGGAAUUCCAGUGCCAUGUGAAGAACAAUUCUCCGCUACAAAUUCUGAAGAGUUAAGCAUGAACAUCGUUGAAUCUGACUUGCCAACGUUACGGAUACACUUAAAUCGUGUUCUCCAAUCGUUUGGGAUUGCAUCGAAUCGUGUUAGCUCAGAUUAUUUAGAGUAUAACAACUUGAGUUGACGCAUCAUUGUGUCGAACUGCACUUUAAUUAUGACUAACUUGUUUUUAAUAGAACUCUCUAUCUAGAAUUGUCUUUGAAUUGUAAUACUUUGAAAUGGUUAAUAGUCGGAUGGUGUGGAAGGUUUUUUUGAUCUUAAUAGCAUCGCUAUUAUUUCGCGUUAUUGUAUUUAGAACAAGAUACUUAAGAAAACAAUAUUACUUUCAAUUAGAACUUUAUCAUAGCUAAAUACAUAUUUAAAUAAUAUUGAAUCAUCCUAAAACACUUGAGUCAAUCAUCAUAAAAUAGGAUAUAUAAAUAGUCGCAGUGAGUAUAUUGUACGAAUUGUUAUUAAGAUGAUCUGUGUAGGACUAACAAACAACAUGACAACAAGACUAAGAUAAUGAUCAAUAAUAAUUACAUAGUCGGAUGUAAAUAGCAUAUUUGAUGAGUCCCUAUGAAUGCUCUAGUUCAUGAUCAUGGUCGACGAAGUGUGAUGAGAUGGAGCUGUAUAUAGAUUCAGUUAGACCGUUUUCGAACCACGAAAAUAGAUAGUCGGCAACUGGUAACCUAAGUGACCUAAUUGUAGGAUCGACAUAGCUUUCACCAUAGGAUCAGCGAAAUCGGUAUUGUCUGACAAAAAUCUAUUCUAAUACAGUAUUGUUCGCUUAUAUGUUCUGUCACAAUUUACACAAAAGGUCGUAAUAUCGUAUUCAGAAAGCAUAUUGAUAUCUACUAAAUUCUUUUAAAUCGAUCGCCGUGCCACAUAAGAUUCCCAAUUCAAAUCUCGAUGUGGUCGUGGAAUUGCACUGCUUAGGAGUCCCAAACUGAAACAAAACAGCAUCCAGUGCUUCCUGGUUUACAGUGGUUGCCUAAAUAAAAUCAGUCAGCGAUGCGAACUAUUUUUAUUUUUUCUGCAAUCUAUUAAAGCCGCGCUACUUCUACCUUCUUUUCUAACCUACAGGAAAUGUGUCAGUUUCGUGGUAAUGAAUUGCAUUCAGUGGUUGCAUUUAUGGGUGGAGUUGUAGCCCAAGAAGUUAUCAAAUUAAUCACACACCAGUUUGUCCCAGUAUCAAAGCCGUUGAUUUAUAAUGCUAUACACCAGAAAAUUGAAUUGUUGGAUUUUUGAUGAACGUUGUUGUUCAUAUAUGAGUUGAUUAUAUGUGCAUGCAAAAUAAAUGCUAUUUCUCAAUUGA
Molecule: messenger RNA, 3025 nt
Organism: Schistosoma rodhaini
Lineage: Eukaryota; Metazoa; Platyhelminthes; Trematoda; Strigeidida; Schistosomatidae
Source: the annotation of a GenBank genome assembly